Fomitiporia mediterranea MF3/22 is the source of this 1377-nucleotide messenger RNA. RefSeq lists its product as uncharacterized. The record is from RefSeq and is a predicted model, not a curated record. Gene Ontology annotation, cellular component: ESCRT-0 complex. Gene Ontology annotation, biological process: protein transport to vacuole involved in ubiquitin-dependent protein catabolic process via the multivesicular body sorting pathway. NCBI's taxonomy places the organism in Eukaryota, Fungi, Basidiomycota, Agaricomycetes, Hymenochaetales, Hymenochaetaceae. Gene Ontology annotation, molecular function: phosphatidylinositol binding; ubiquitin binding. The transcript is spliced from 8 exons. Bases 1 to 1377 code for a protein of 458 amino acids.
AUGUUCAGAGCAGGCGCAAACAAUUCUUAUGACGACAUUGUCGCGAAGACGACUGACGAGAACCUUACAAGCGAGAACUGGGAGCUCAUCCUCAAUCUCUGCGAUAAAGUUCAAGACGAGGGAGAAGCAGGAGCGCGUAACGUCGUCGCCGCAGUCCUCAAAAGACUUGCACACCGUAAUCCCAAUGUCCAACUUUAUGCACUCGCCUUAGCAGAAGCGUUGUCGAAAAACUGCGGGGAGCAGGUCAACCGCGAGAUUGCGUCGCGUUCGUUCACACAAGGGUUGGAACGGCUCAUCACCGACAGGACUAGCCAUGACAAGGUCAAACGAAAAGCUCUGUCACUCAUAGCUAUGUGGACGACCGAUUUUGAGAACGACCCUCAGCUUGGGAUAAUGGAAGAGUGCUUCGAGAACUUGAAGAGUAAGGGUUACAAAUUUGAGGAGCCGGCUGAGCCGCCUCCACCACAAGUGGACGACGAGAUCCGACGCCGAGAAGAGGAAGAACUUCAGCGUGUUCUGGAAAUGUCUGUCCAUGAUAAAGGUGGCCGCGGUGCUUGGGACCCCUACAAUAAUGCCGGUCCGUCAAGCUCUGCGGGUCCUUCAAGCUCGUCUUUUACUGCAGGGCCGAGCCGGUCGACGGAGCAUAUACCCGCUGCUGGCACUUCAUCUCGUUACAGUAGCACGGACUACGGUUAUGCGAAAUCUACAAGCGGCUACGUCCCUGCUCGUACCCCUUCGCCUAAGCCACAAUCUCCCGUUGCUGCUAGCCCUGUAACGGCUCUUCCCAGUUACGCGGCUGCGUCAUAUGCUCCGUCGCAAAUAAUGUCAUCGUCCCAGACGUCUUUACCCAUUACUUCAGUCUCUCGUGUUCGAGCCUUGCAUACCUUUGAGGGGACAGAGCAAGGGGAACUAACUUUCGAGAAAGGCGACAUCAUCAAAGUUGUUGAUCGUAAUUAUAAAGAUUGGUGGAGGGGACAGCUGAAGGGUCGAACAGGCAUUUUCCCGGUAAACUAUGUGGAACUUCUUCCCGAUCCAACGCCAGAAGAGAUUGCAAAAGAAGCAGAGCAGGAAGCAGCCAUUUUCGCGCAAGCCGCUAACAUCGACAAACUACUAAACAUGCUUCGAGGACUAGAUCCAGCGAGAGACAGCCUCGCAGACAACGAAGAGAUUCAGGAAUUGUACCGCACGAGCAUGAGUUUGCGUCCGAAGAUAGUCAAACUAAUUGACAAAUACAGUCAGAAGCGAGCGGAACUUGUUUCUAUGAACGAAACAUUUGUCAAGGCGCGGACAAUGUUUGAUCGGAUGAUGGAAGAAAGCUUGGCGCGUCAUAGUGCCCGUCAGUUGUCAAUACAAUUGUUCGUCAAAUACAUAAGCUGA